Suillus clintonianus is the source of this 447-nucleotide messenger RNA. RefSeq lists its product as uncharacterized. The transcript has 3 exons. The coding region runs from base 1 to 447 and encodes 148 amino acids. The record is from RefSeq and is a predicted model, not a curated record. Lineage: Eukaryota; Fungi; Basidiomycota; Agaricomycetes; Boletales; Suillaceae.
AUGGGGUCUAGGUUACUCUCUGUGGCCUCUGGCUCAUCACAAUUGGAGACAAUUGUUCAGCUUAGCUCCGGUGAAAUUCCAGGCGAUGUUGCAAUGAACCUACUUAUCAUUGAUCAUGUAGCUGCCGUCAUCGUUUUUGAACACUCUUUCUACAUUUUGGAGCAGCACCGCUAUCUUCGAGACUGGCAGGAGUCUCUUCCAUAUAUUCGUGACGCUCUUGACCAGUACAUGGCGUCUCCACAUGAUGCUGCUGUCAGGGAAGCUGUGAGCACUGCCGUCCGUAAAUAUCAAGAGGCUGUGAGCACUGUCAAAAACAAACCAUCUACUUGGAAGGCGAAGCUACCUUUUGAACGCUCUCGGAGGAAGGCGCAGCAACUUUCCGAGAGGAAGGAGUUGAUGAAAACAGUUCUUGGAAUCACUCUACAGUAUCGCCUGCCGAGACCUUGA